This is a messenger RNA of Diaporthe batatas, 2454 nucleotides long. RefSeq lists its product as uncharacterized. The transcript has 2 exons. NCBI's taxonomy places the organism in Eukaryota, Fungi, Ascomycota, Sordariomycetes, Diaporthales, Diaporthaceae. Gene Ontology annotation, molecular function: DNA binding; zinc ion binding; DNA-binding transcription factor activity, RNA polymerase II-specific. Gene Ontology annotation, biological process: regulation of DNA-templated transcription; DNA-templated transcription. The record is from RefSeq and is a predicted model, not a curated record. The coding region runs from base 1 to 2454 and encodes 817 amino acids.
AUGGAAGAAGCUACGGCGCCAUCUGCAUCUUCAAACCCUUUGAAACGGACACGGCAGCCAGCUACGAGCACUGGCAGGGCCCGGCCAGGGAACAAGCGCCCCAGAGAUGAUUCUUCGCAGACCAGCGAGCCAACGUGCAAGACCUGCACCCACUGUCGCAUCAAGAAAACGAAAUGUACCGGUGGACAAACCUGCUCAUCAUGCCUGUCAAGUGGUAUCGAGUGUGUCUACCCUCAGGAUACGCGCCGCUUGACCCGGCCAUCUCACGACCGACUUGCCGAGCUCGAGCAGCGCAUCGACGGUAUCUGGCAGCACAUACAAGCCACCACUACUCAUUAUGCUUCUGUGGCUCCUCAAAGAACGCCACACGCUGCCAGUGUCACCUUGCCUGAGGCCCCAGUCGACCCUUGUCUUGGUGUGGACAAUGCCCAGCCCCUUUCACCACAAUCUGUCGAUGCCUCAUCCGUCCGUCACUCUCGAUUUCCGCUUCAGUCGGGCACAUACGACCAAACCAGCGAUGCCAUUGGGGGAAUCACUGACCUUGGUCAAAGGGCGUCGGCCGGGGAAGGGGCUAGCAAUAUGGGUGAUGCCCAGCCGAAUGCACCAGCAGGACCACCGAAUAACGAGCCAAAUAACGAUCUCGAAGAGGGCCCGGCAACACCAGUGCGCUCAGCCCUUUCUCCCUGGGAGGCAAGGAUUGCGGGACUUGCCGUAGCACAGGAUGGCGGUGUCUCUGUUCACGGAGCGAGCAGCCUUCUUCAUCACGGCAACAAGGUGGCUGAGAAAUCACCAGCUGCCCCAAAGCCAGAUCAACAACUUCGGAAUGCAGAGUCCAAGGCCCGUCUCAUGAGCUACGCCGCCAUUCAACGGCAGCGAGAGGGGCUGCACUAUCGCCAUCCCCCAGCCACGAUGGAUCUGGACGGUGUUGAUGUCGAGCUUGCUAGACAUCUGCUCGACCUGCAUUGGAAUCGCCAGCACUACGCAUAUCUCCUGACAUAUCGCCCUGCUAUCAUGGAUUCCCUGGCGAGUGGCGGGAGAUGGUGCAACAAGCUGCUUCUGAAUGCCAUGUACUAUACCAGCUGUUUAUAUAGCGACAGAGAGUGCCUGAGGACAACCCCGACGGAUACCCAGAGCGCUGGCGACAGGUUCUACCAUAGGUUUCGGACGUUGUUGGUGGACGAGAUCGUAAACCCAAGCAUCCCUUCAGCGGCUGCGCUGCUCCUGGUCGGCGCCGCGUUGGUAUCUCAGGGCCGCCAAUCCGCGGGCUGGACCCUCUGUGGCACUGCAUAUAGGAUGAUCAUCGACCUGGGAUGCCACCUUACCAUGGACACUCAGGUGCAGCACCGUGGCCACGACCUCGAGGUCGACAUCGAACGUGAAUGGCGGAGGCGUAUCUACUGGGGAGCACUGAUCACCGAUGCAACGCAGUGCCUUUAUCUUGGUCGCCAGAUGACAAUGCGUCCAAACGAGGGCAGAGUACCCCUGGUCUUCCUGGACAAGUACGAGGAGUUGGAAGAGUGGACGCCACUUAUCGACCGGUCUCAAUCGUCCGAGGCGAAUAUGCUUCUCUUGGGUUACAGAACGCAUCCAGCCUACGCCCUGUCAUCUUUCACUGCUCUCGUCAAGCUUGCGCUUAUUGCAUCACGGAUCACCCAGACCUUUUACAGCAUCGACUGUGUGAGACAGGGCCACGGGAACCUGUGGGCCAUCAAGAGUGAAGUCGAGGAUGACUUGAAAACGUGGCAAGCUAAUCUGCCAUCUCACUUGAGAUUUGACCCGACGAAGGGGGACGAUGUCCCACCACCACAUCAAAUCACGCCACAUACCACUUAUCAUGUACUCAAUAUCCUGCUGCAGCGCCCUUUCCUAGACGGUGGCUACCUUCAAGAGGGCAUCAGCGAAUCCAACAAAAAGCGUAACGAAGAGAGUUGUGCCGACAGUGCUCUCGCCAUCUGGAGACUCGUCGGCGCCUACCGAGACACGUUCACAUUGCGGCGGGCUCCUUUUCUCCUCUCAUACGCCGUGUAUUCAGCGGUCGUGGUAAUGCUCCGUCGUAGCAAAGCCGAGCCCGAGAGAUUCAAGGGUCCCAUCGCCUUCUUCCUCACCGCACUCUCUGAACUACAACGUGGCUGCAACUUUGGCUUGAGAAAGCCUGUCUCCAUCAUCCGAGAUAUGCUCAACGAGCUCGGGGAGGUAGACCUCGCUCAUUCGCAGCAGCUUCCCGAAAAUGAACGUGCACUGGCGUCGAUGAUGCAGAUGUUUGCAUCUGACCCUUCUGCUGCACAAGAACCUCUGGGUGGCCAAACGCCUUGUGGUGUUGGCUACCCGUUUACAGUGUUUGAGCCUUCACCACAAGGAUUUCUUGAUUUACUCGACGACCAGGAACAGACAAUCACGAAUGAUAUGCUCUAUGGACUAUUUUCACAGCCACUCGCAGAAUUCACGGGAGGGUGA